This is a messenger RNA of Sinocyclocheilus anshuiensis, 3028 nucleotides long. RefSeq names its product tripartite motif containing 2a (gene trim2a). Lineage: Eukaryota; Metazoa; Chordata; Actinopteri; Cypriniformes; Cyprinidae. Bases 313 to 2547 code for a protein of 744 amino acids. Gene Ontology annotation, molecular function: ubiquitin protein ligase activity; zinc ion binding; protein binding. Gene Ontology annotation, biological process: protein polyubiquitination; proteasome-mediated ubiquitin-dependent protein catabolic process. The record is from RefSeq and is a predicted model, not a curated record. The transcript has 12 exons.
AGAGAGUUGGUGAGAGGAAAAAGGGAGGGAGGAAAAGUGAAUGUUUACAUGGUGAAUUUAUGAAUGACGUCGAGAGUGAACGAAAGAAAGGUGUGGCCUGAUUAAAGAUCCAGAAGGAGCGAGAGUUUGUGUGCUAGUUUGAAAUGAGCUGUCAUCUUUUUGCUGGCUUAGCGGUGCUCAGAUAUCUUUCCUGCUCAAUGCAGACAGAAAUGCAGCAUUGCUGGGUAUCAAAAUGUGGGAUGGUGCCUUGAGAACAACAGCUUGAUGGGUCAGGGCUGAAGGAGUGUGGGAGGUCUUUGACAGAGUGUUAGGAUGGCAACUGAAGCUUCUACCCUCCCAAGUCCUGUGGUGCGUCAGAUCGACAAACAGUUCCUGAUUUGCAGCAUCUGUCUGGAUCGCUACAACAAUCCCAAGGUCCUUCCCUGUCUUCACACCUUCUGUGAAAGGUGUCUGCAGAACUACAUUCCUGCCCACAGUCUGACUCUGUCUUGCCCCGUGUGCCGUCAGACCUCCAUCCUGCCGGAGAAGGGUGUGGCGGCACUUCAGAGUAAUUUCUUCAUCACCAACCUGAUGGAGGUGCUAAAGAGGAGCCCAGACACUAACCUCAGUGAGGACUGCACUGACGCUAUCAACGGAGUGGCCACUGGACAACCACUCUCCUGUCCCAAUCAUGGAGGAAAUCUAAUGGAGUUCUACUGUCCACCAUGUGAGACAGCCAUGUGUGAGGAGUGUACUAGUGCCGAACAUGCAGAACACGCCACUGUCCCGCUCAAGGAUGUUCUAGAACAGCACAAAGCCUCGCUACAGGAGCAGCUGGACGCCGUCAAAAACAGACUGCCAGAAAUUGACUCUGCGCUGGAGGUUUUGUCUGAUAUUCUACAGCAACUGAACAAUCAGAAGAGUUCAAUAGAAGAAGUGAUUCAUACAACUUUUGAGGAGCUUCAGAAGACCCUAAACGUACGCAAAAGUGUUCUGCUGAUGGAGCUGGAGGUCAACUACGGACUCAAACAGAAGGUGUUGCAAGCCCAGCUGGAGUCGUUGCUGCAGGGGCAGGAAGGCAUUCGCAGCAGCUGCAGUUUCACAGAGCAGGCUCUUAAUCACGGCUCGGAAGCUGAAGUCCUAUUGGUCAAGAAGCAGAUGAGUGAGCGUCUUGAUGAGCUGGCAAGUCAGGAGCUCCCACUUCGGCCAGAGGAGAACAGCCAGCUUGACUUCUUGGUGGAGACCGACGGUCUUCGCAAAUCCAUCCACAACCUUGGUGUUAUAAUAACCACCAAUGCUGUUGCUGCAGAAACUGUUGCCACCGGUGAAGGCCUGAGGCAUUGUAUCGUGGGGCAGCCUACUUCUGUGACCAUAACAACAAAAGACCGAGAUGGAGGAUUGUGCCGGACAGGAAAUGCUCUGCUAAUAGCUGAUCUUUCUGCCUCUGAUGGCACCGUAGUGGGGGAAGGUGAAGUCACAGAUCAUAAAAAUGGCACUUAUGAGUUUGUAUACACGGUCCCGUGUGAGGGCCGCUUCACGCUCUCGCUAAAGCUCUACGAUCAGCAUAUUAGGGGCAGCCCGUUCAGCAUACGUGCCAGAAAAUUGACAGACAUCUCCCUGACUGCAGACGGAGGCAAGAAACGUCUCAAAUCUCCAGGAAGUAGCCAUGUGAAACAGCUUGCCAUCAAGCGCCCUGCCAGCAUGUACAGCACGGGCAAACGGAAAGAAAACCCAAUUGAAGAUGACCUCAUGUUUCGAAUUGGAACUAAAGGCAGAAAUAAGGGUGAAUUCACCAAUCUGCAGGGAGUUGCUGCUGCUUCUAUUGGCAAGGUCCUGAUAGCGGAUAGUAAUAAUCAGUGCGUUCAGAUAUUUUCAAAUGAUGGACAAUUUAAGAGUCGUUUUGGAGUGAGGGGCCGAUCACCAGGACAACUUCAACGGCCAACUGGUGUUGCUGUGCACCCUAAUGGUGACAUCAUCAUUGCUGACUAUGAUAACAAAUGGGUCAGCAUUUUCUCCUGUGAUGGCAAGUUUAAGACUAAAAUUGGCUCAGGGAAGCUCAUGGGUCCCAAGGGUGUAGCGGUUGAUAGAAAUGGCCACAUCAUUGUGGUUGACAAUAAAUCCUGCUGCGUCUUCAUUUUCCAGCCCAAUGGAAAACUUGUAUCUAAGUUUGGAAACCGAGGCAACAGUGACAAGCAGUUUGCAGGUCCACACUUUGCCGCAGUGAAUCAAAAUAAUGAAAUCAUUGUGACCGAUUUUCAUAAUCAUUCUGUAAAGGUGUUCAGUCCAGAGGGUGAGUUCCUACUGAAGUUUGGGUCAAAUGGCGAAGGAAAUGGGCAGUUUAAUGCACCGACAGGUGUGGCAGUAGAUGCCAACGGCAAUAUUAUAGUGGCUGACUGGGGCAACAGCCGGAUACAGGUGUUUGACAGCAGUGGAUCCUUCCUGUCCUAUAUCAACACCUCCGCAGACCCUCUGUAUGGCCCACAAGGACUGGCUCUGACCUCAGAUGGCCACAUUGUGGUGGCAGACUCUGGGAACCAUUGUUUUAAAGUAUACCGUUAUCUACAAUAGCACUCUCAUCUCUAAAAAUAAAUACUUGCACUUAUUCCUUAAAGCUGCUGCCCCCUUGUGCCAAAUGGGACCCUCAUAUUGCAUUGCAGUUGUGUUGUUGUGGCUCCAUUUGUGACACCCUCACCUUGGACAGAAGAACAGACUCUGUACCCUGAUCGUGGUUCUUUGGUUUUGCAGUAUAAAGGAAUAACUUUUCCAGAAAUACAAAUUCUGUCAUUUUAGCCUCAGGUUGUCUCAAACCACUAAGGAUUUCUUUCUUCUGUGGGAUGUAAAAGGGAAUUUUCUUGAAGAAUAUCCUGGCCUUUUCUUGUCUAUGUAAUUAAAGAGUCUUGUAACCAUAAACAGGUUCCAAGCCAUACAAAGACAUUGUGGGAGGAAAAGAUCAAAAUCUUCCUGGUUGCUUUAACUCUUCAAUCUAAAAUUUUGCCAUUAAUUAUGUUGUUAAGAGUCUAAGAGAAAAGGAAGAUAAGCAAUGUAAAUA